CUUAACGUAACACCACUUGGCAGAGUGACUGUGUCUGAGAGAGGUUCAAAACUGCUGUGGUGACAGAGGAAGAGAGAGCAAAAUGAAAUAGAGAUAAGCACGCAAUCGAAAGCCAUAAUGUGGGGAGGAUCUACUCGUUUAUAACAAACCUACAGAACUUAAAAGCAUAUUGUGUCUUUGUAUGGAAGGAGAAGUGGAGUUGGAAGCCUUUUUUGGAGGUCAUGGAAACCACACCUUCCACUAUACCUGCAUCUGACAAGUGCAAUAAUUUAACUUCUAACUCCUCCAAUACUGGUGAACCACAGAUGGUUAUUCUGGGCACACUCAUGUCCAUUCUCGUUCUGGUCAUCGUCUUCGGCAAUGUAUUGGUGAUUACAGCCAUUGGCCGCUUCCAGCGACUUCAGACCAUCACAAACUGCUUCAUUACGUCACUUGCGUGUGCAGACCUGGUCAUGGGAAUGGUGGUGGUGCCUUUCGGCGCCGUUUUCAUCAUCCUUGACACUUGGCACUUUGGCAAAUUCUGGUGUAAUUUCUGGACGGCCACCGAUGUUCUGUGUGUCACAGCGAGUAUCGAGACGCUCUGUGUCAUCGCUCUGGAUCGCUACCUAGCCAUAACAUCUCCCUUCCACUACCAGUCCUUACUGACCAAGGGCAGAGCUCGCAUUAUUGUGCUGCUGGUGUGGGUCAUCGCCGGGCUCAUUUCCUUCCUACCUAUCUAUAUGGGUUGGUGGAUUUCCGAUACUACUGUUGCAAAGUGCUGCCUGAAGAAUGUUAACUGCUGUGACUUCAACACCAAUCGCGCUUAUGCCAUCAUCUCAUCAAUAAUCUCUUUCUACAUCCCCCUGGUCAUUAUGAUCUUCGUCUAUAGCCGCGUCUUCCAGGAGGCAAGGAAGCAGCUGAAGAAGAUACACAAAAGUGAGGGACGAUUUCAUGCUCAGAACAAUGGCAAAAAGCAAGAGGAAGCAACCAUCCACUGUGAAGCAAGGACUGGUAAGAAGCCUAAGUUCUGCUUGAAGGAACAUAAAGCUUUGAAGACUUUGGGCAUCAUUAUGGGUAUAUUCACGCUGUGUUGGCUCCCGUUCUUUGUACUACAUGUGGUCACGGCCAUAUAUGGGGAAGAAUUGAACAAUAUUGCAUUCAAAAUCUUAAACUGGAUCGGUUACGCUAACUCAGCCUUUAACCCACUGAUCUACUGUAGAAGUCCAGAGUUCAGGUACGCUUUCAAGGAGCUCCUGCACCUCAACAGGUCACGCUACCCUAACAUUAGGCCAGUCAAUGGAUAUGCAUAUAGUACAGCUGGGCACAGCUGGAAAAGUGAGCACCGAGGGCGAAGCAAAGGCAGCUCAGAAGACAGUGACCCAGCUGAGGGCAACACUGAGAAAGAGGGAUGCAUGUCAGCAGAUAAAACAGACUCUGAUGGGAACUGCAGUAAAAACAUAAUGUGUUGUAAACACCUUGCGAGUCCUGACUCUAAAGGUUUCACAUAAGGACAGGUUAUGCCUCAUCUGGUAAGUGGCCAGUGUUUGGGUGUGUGUUUGAUAAAGGGACAUUUUUAAAUAUUUGUUUUCCUCAUCUACCUCAUUGCUUUCUCUUCUAAAUUCACUUGCUCUGUCGGUUCAUUUCACAAUGACCUUGCUCAAAAAACUGUUUGUGCCUUUAAAAAGUAGUUUCAGCUAAAGAAAACGGCUAACUAGAAGCUAAAAAUGCUUAUCAAUUCAGUAUCAAAUGAGCAGAAAUGCUUGGAGAGAUUGUACUUCUUUGAUAGCAAAAAGACACUUUGAAGUGGUUGUUCACUAAAGGGACAUUCCUCCUGAGUCAUAUUUCUGUAAUCUUGCUUAAACUUAGGAAGUGAAUUGCAGUUUUAAAGAAUGAUCUGCUUUCAUUAGAUUAACAGAGUAGGUAUUGGCUUCUGAAACAUUAUUAUGGUAACUUAGCUAAAAUUGGAUGCUUAAAUAUUACAACAUUCAGAUAUUCAGGCUCACAUAUGCACAAAACACAAGCAUCACUUCACAUAAAGUAUAAGGUUCGUUCAUUAAUUAUUCAGAAAUAAAUUACACCACAUAAAAAUUCUUACACCUGCCACACCCCUGUUUUAGAGUACAUCUAAAAAUGUCUGGGUUAAAACUGACUCAAUUGGUUAGUCAUCACAGAAACAACGCCUCUUGAAUGAGGAAGAGAAACCAUAUGUGCAUACCAGCUUGUUUAAGGAAAUUACUUAAUUAUAAAGUUCAGUCUUUUAGUCAUGUGAUUUCUUAAGCUGAUUAAUCUUAGAUGGAAGUCAACAAAUAUAAACCAUUUUAUGCUAAUGCACAAUGUCGCAUUUUCACAGCAUAAAAAAAAUCUCUAUCUCUUGCUUAAAACAUGUACAAUAACAGAACUUCUCUGGUUAUUCACCCUAGGCCUAUUCUUAACGUUUUCCAGUAAAAAUUAGCAAGUCCAACAAUCCUCUGUGAAAAUCUCUGAGUUUCAGUGUUUAUCAAAGUCAUUAAGUGACUCCCUCUCAAAAAAUAAAAAAUAAAUAAAUAAACAUUAUCUAGAAAGAUAAGUAAAUUAGGAGGCAUCGAGUUUCCUGUCAGGCUCAGCUAAUGCAUGCAGUGUAAAACACGCAGCUAUUUCCCUGUUCCUCACUUACUCAUAUUUCUGACCCAGGCAUUUAAUCUAAUGUUCCAUGCAUAUCAUAAACUGCGUAAGUGGUAAACCGUUUCAAUGCUUGUCAGUGUCUGUGAACUAUUAAUUUAGGGCAAGUGUCUCUCUGUUACUGUGCAGCCUGUUUAUGCUGUCGAAAACUGUGAACUUUGCUCUUUAGGAAAUCUCUUCAUAUCAGUUGUGGCUUUUUGUUAUCUUGAUCAAUUUAAUGUGCAAAGCAAAAGACUUUGAGGAUUUCAAACAUUUCUAUAUUUUUCCUUUAAUGGAUAAAAUGUAGUGAUAAAGCAUUUCUGUUUCAAUGAAGCAUUGCAUCAAAGUGCAGUUUAAAACCAGCUUCCUAAAAGAGCGCACUGUAAAUCUGUUCAAUAUUUUACAUGGGAAAAAUAAAUCAAACAAUGUCAAUGUAUGU
This is a messenger RNA of Carassius carassius (crucian carp), 3055 nucleotides long. RefSeq names its product beta-2 adrenergic receptor-like. The transcript is spliced from 2 exons. Lineage: Eukaryota; Metazoa; Chordata; Actinopteri; Cypriniformes; Cyprinidae. Gene Ontology annotation, molecular function: norepinephrine binding; beta2-adrenergic receptor activity. Gene Ontology annotation, cellular component: membrane. The record is from RefSeq and is a predicted model, not a curated record. The coding region runs from base 222 to 1487 and encodes 421 amino acids. Gene Ontology annotation, biological process: adenylate cyclase-activating adrenergic receptor signaling pathway; negative regulation of smooth muscle contraction; norepinephrine-epinephrine-mediated vasodilation involved in regulation of systemic arterial blood pressure.